Molecule: messenger RNA, 3815 nt
Organism: Linum trigynum
Lineage: Eukaryota; Viridiplantae; Streptophyta; Magnoliopsida; Malpighiales; Linaceae
Source: the annotation of a GenBank genome assembly
CAUUCCCUCAAUUUCUGGUUCUCUGAAUUCCACUCCCAUCUCCGAAUUUCCUUCCACCUCCAAAAAUCCGAUUCCUUCUCCUCUCUUCUUCAACAAACCAGAUCCAAGCAGGAAACUGAAUCGAGAUCGGAGGCCAGGAAAGGUAAACUCGUAAGCGAUUUCUCGUCGGAUCUGUUUGGCUUCUUUUUUUCCAUAUAUAUAUUUCUGAUUUAUGUGUUCUGUUUCGAUUGCUUUCGCCAGAGAUCGAUUCGACAGUAAAUCGGGAAGGAGAGAGAAGAGAAGGAUGGCGGAAGAGCACAGAUGCCAGGCACAGCGUCUCUGCGCCAACAACUGCGGCUUCUUCGGGAGCUCGGCGACGCAGGAUUUCUGCUCCAAGUGCUACCGAGAUCUGCAGCUCAAGGAGCAAGGCAAGAUGGCCUUGAACCAAACCCUAGCCACCUCCUCCUCCUCCUCCUCCGCGAUCCCUUCGCCGUCCGCCUCCGUUUCCCUGCCUUCUCCGGCGGUGGGGAUUGUCGGUUCGGAGAAGGGCGCGGCGGCGGCUCCGGCGGUGGCGGCCGGGGUGGGGACGCAGGCGAACAGGUGCAGCCAGUGCAGGAAGCGCGUGGGUCUCACGGGGUUCAAUUGCAGGUGCGGGAUGGUGUUCUGCGGCGGCCACCGGUACCCGGAGCAGCACAGCUGCGGGUUCGAUUUCAAGAGCAUGGGGAAAGAACAGAUCGCCAAGGCCAAUCCGGUCGUCAAGGGUGAGAAGCUCCACAAGAUCUGACCGACGUUUCGAAACGCGUUAAAAAAAAUUGAUUUAAGAAAAAAAAUCCGAACGGCGUUUCUUAUGGAUGUGGGGUUUCUUGUUGAUUGGGGGAAAAUUCGGGAUGUUAUUGUUGUUACCGUGGCUAGCCGGAACCAGCCGCUUAAUGUCGGCUGACCGACCGGCGCCGGUGGUGGUGAUCGGCGGUGAUUAUUAGGUGACGGGAUGGUUUGAAUUUGGGGGGUUGGGUUGGGUGGGUGGGUGGGGUCGGGCGGGGCAUUAUUAUUUGCGGUAGUGGGUUUGUCGCUUUGCCUUUGCUUAAUGUACAUUCUUAAUCAUGAUUUGCUCGUCUUUUAUUGGGUUUAUCAUAUUCUAAUUGUGUUGCAAGUUGCAACCAGAGAUUCUUAAUCACCCUCAAAUAAUUAGCACAUAAAGACAAACAAAUGUUCUUUGGUGGUGGUUUGUCGUGUUAAUCAACAUCGUUAUCAACAUGAUGCCUGGUUUAUGUCGGAUUAAAUUAUGAAAGAGACAUCGAAGGGAUGCUAAACAAAAUAGAAUUCAAUGAAGAUAAAUUUUAUAAUGUUAUAUAGUAUUGGUGUUAUAGGUUUUUGCUUUUAUGGUACAACUUAAAAUUGUACAUUUACGUUAUGGUACAACUUUAGAUUGUACCUAUACUUUUUGUACAAAUUCUUUUAUGGUACAACUUGAACUUGUACCUUUAUGUGACGGUACAACUUCAAGUUGUAAAAUUGUACCAUAACAUAAUAAUACAAAUUGCUUUAUGUUACAACCUAAACUUAUAUAUUUAAUGUUAUGGUACAACUUUGAGUUGUACAUCAAAGCGCCAAUGCUAUAUAGCAUAGUAGAAGUGCUCUUUCAAUGAGUUGUAUAUCAUUCAAAUGGGUUUGUUCUCCUAGCCAAAUUAAAACGAAGUUGUAAUCGUUCGGAGGUCGAGAGGGCAUAACACCCAAACUAAUAAUUCUUCGGUUAUGCGAAAAAUUGAUCGUAUAAAAUGUUAGCGGGAGCAACAGUUAAGACUUAAGAUUCAUACAUGAUCUUCUUUAAUGGAUCAUUCUGAACUUCUUUGUAUUCUGAGUAUAGAUAUAUUAUACAUAAUACAACAAUGAUUUUUGAAACUCAAACAAUUUUAGUAUACAUAUAAUGUUGAUACACACUACUAGUAAUACACCAUUUCCCAGAUCAAAAGUUGCAACUUGCAAGCAUAGGUGAAGUAGCCACAAUUAGGGCUGGAAGUUUGAUACCGGUAUUUGGGAUAUACCGAAUACCGUACCGAAUUUGUCUAUAUUUGGUAAUACUGAAUAUGCGUAUUAUUUCUUGGGAUUGGGAUUGAGUUUCAAUUGUUAUUCGGUAUUAGGAAUUACAGGAUUGAGAUAGGUAUAUACCAAAAUAUAAGCUAGUGUGUAUUUUAUCCUCUCAACUAGACUCUCUCAUUCACUACUACACAACCCUCAACCACCAAUAUAUUGUUAUUUUCAUAACACCAAAAAACAAAACACUAGUAUUAGUCUUCUCCCAACCUCCAAUUUGCCAAAUUAAAGAUUACCAAUGAUAUAAACUUGAGAUGUCACCUCUCCUCCAUUCUCCUUAUCCAUAUCCUAACUCUAGCCAAACUCAAGACUCUUUGCUUAGUCUCUUUGUCCUAUAUUAAACAAUCAAAUCUAAUUUAUAUAUUUAAUUAUUAAUUGUAAAGGUAAUUAAUUUUGUAUUCGAUAAUACCGAUUGAGAUACCGAAAUACCCAUUGAGAUACCAAAAUAUUUGUGGAUUGAGAUUGGAAUUAAGAUUGAUUUUAAGAUGUAAUUCGGUAUUCGGAAUUUCAGUAUUUGAUAUUGAGAUACCGAUACCGUAUCGAUUUUCACCCCUACCCACAAUAAUAUAGUUUCACCUCUCCUUUCAGAAGUGCUAGAUAUUGCCCUUAACUCGAGGGGGAUAUGCAUGUAAUUGGAAAGUAGGUAAAGUGGUUGCCACAAAAUGGCCUAUGCUCGCUGGCCUUGUUGCCACCACACCUCCUACUUGCCUUGGUUAGCUUAUUCCCAUCCAUAGGAGGAGUCUCUCAUCCCCUUAGGAUUAACCAAAGUCAAACCAUCCUCAACAUCUGCUCCAGUCACUAGACUUUUUGGGUGGAUUAGAUGACGAGUUAGACGAAUUUCGGAGCCACUAAACUUUUUAUCUAUUCCAGCAACAAAUGUUAUCUUGUUCGCGAUUAUCCCGAUCCGUCAUUGUUGAGGAUUCCAUCAAGAAAGUCGGGGAUAACAACCCUUUAACUUAACAGAACACAUCAAAUGUUAGCAACAUCAAAUUAUGGGGUUGGAACUGGGGUGAUUAAGUACUGGGGUUAAGGCAGUCCAGUCCAUAAACAAACAUGCAUUAGGUCAAGGACGUUAUAAUAGCACCAAAAAGGAUUAGACUUUCGAUUAUUUUAAGUUUUAACCAUUAGAUUGGCAGAACGAGUACGUUAAUUGAGGAGCAGUAUUAAGAAAUUCCCAAGUGGACUGACCGCCCUUUUUCAUGCCUGUCGUUCUGUGAUUAGAUGUUAAUUAAGUAUUAGUGUCGUAGUGAAUUGCAAUUAGAAGGCAGGUGCGGCUGACUGUGUAAGUUGAUUACUUGGCUAAUUUAAUAGCUGCAAGCGGGAAAUAGAAGACAAUUAAGUAAUAGUCACGAAGACUAUUUGUAUUAAGAAUUUAAGACCGUUAAACUAACCCUACUCAAUCCAAAGGCAAGUAAGUAAUUAACCAGCUUGUUAAUUACAAAGACUAUCUUAUACUUCGAAUUCUUAACAGUUGGAACACAAAUUUGGCUGAUCUAAGCGAAUCAGGGUCGUCCCAUAAUAUUUGGAGGCCCUGUUCGACAAUUUAAAAUGUGGCCCCAAAAUUUUUUUUCACAAAUUUAUUAAAAAUAAAAAUCAUUAAAUAAUAAUAAAAAUUACAUAACUUCAAAAUGAUUAAAAAAUUAAUAAUACUUUCUAUUUUUUAAAUAUUAUCUACGCUUAGAACUAUCUUUUUAAAAAUGUUGGGUUGAUAUAAUUAAAAAUUAUAAUCAAAGAUUAAUGUUUCC